Messenger RNA from Fonsecaea erecta, 1572 nucleotides. RefSeq lists its product as hypothetical. Gene Ontology annotation, cellular component: endoplasmic reticulum; membrane. The transcript is spliced from 2 exons. Gene Ontology annotation, molecular function: glucosaminyl-phosphatidylinositol O-acyltransferase activity. The coding region runs from base 1 to 1572 and encodes 523 amino acids. The record is from RefSeq and is a predicted model, not a curated record. NCBI's taxonomy places the organism in Eukaryota, Fungi, Ascomycota, Eurotiomycetes, Chaetothyriales, Herpotrichiellaceae. Gene Ontology annotation, biological process: protein localization to plasma membrane; GPI anchor biosynthetic process.
AUGGCCGCAUCUGCAGCAGCUUCUUACAAGGCUCGUAAGGAGGCAUUCGUGUCCAACCUCUAUGGAAGCUCCCUGACAGAGAUCAACCUGGUCACGCUCGUUGCCGCAGCCGCCGUGUUUCUCUGGACUGCUUUGCAGAGAAGAUACUCAUUCUUCACGCCAUACUCUCCUGUCGCUCUGGUGGCCGACUUCCUGCUCAAUGUCUGCGCCAUUUUGUUCGCCAUCACCCUGUACUCAUCAGCUCCCCUGGCCUUGAAUCUCUUUCUCAUCACCCCUGCUGUUCUGCUUCUCUUCCUCCAGUCCGGUGGACAGUCGGCUUCUUUCUCGGACGGUCCAGCAAACCCGUCAUCAAGGACAGCGAAGAAGCCAGCAAAACUCAACCCUGUCGCUGUCAAUGGCACCGCUGCCAGCACUUCCAAUGCUCCCCUGGCGCUCCCCGUCCGACCAUUCCUCACCCAUUACCGCGGGUCCAUGCUCGUUGUGACCUGCCUGGCCAUCCUCGCCGUCGACUUCCCCAUCUUUCCCCGCCGCUACGCCAAAGUCGAGACUUGGGGCACCUCGCUUAUGGACCUGGGCGUGGGCUCUUUUGUCUUUUCCGCUGGUGUGGUCUCUGCCCGAGCUGUGGUACGCGCGAGCUCCAAUGUCUAUGCCGUGUCAUCCUCCACGACCAACUUUGCCAAUCGUUUCAUUCAGGCCUGUCGGCGUUCCAUCCCCCUGCUCGCCCUCGGCCUCAUUCGCCUGUACAGUGUCAAAGGCCUUGACUACGCUGAGCACGUCACCGAAUAUGGAGUCCACUGGAACUUCUUCUUCACACUGGCACUACUGCCGCCCUUCACAGAGAUAUCUGACAGCCUGACCCGCAGGGCAUUCAAGUCUUACGAGGCCUUCGCCCUCACUAUUGCUGUCAUCUACGAACUUGUCCUCAAUAAUACAGACCUGCUGUCUUACAUUCUGAUCUCACCUCGCGGACCAGGCCUCCUAUCCAAAAACCGAGAAGGAGUCUUUUCUUUCACCGGAUACCUGGCCAUCUUCCUCGCAGGGCGAGGAGCCGGACUGCUUUUGGUCUGUUUCAACCAGCCGGCCCCUGGGGUUGCGAAGCAGUUGAGUCCAGUGGAAGUCACGCGUCGCGAGAGACAAUUGGUGCUGAGGAGUCUUUUCAUCAAGUCUCUCAUCUACGCGUCGCUUUACUGGUUGACAACGAGCCUUUACACGUUCAACCUGACCGUAUCGCGCCGCCUCGCGAACCUCCCCUACGUUUUAUGGGUCUUGGCCUUCAACAAUGCCCAAAUCCUCCUCGUCGGGGUGGUGGAAGCCUGCGGGCCGAGCUUCUCAUAUGAGGCGGAAGACAAGGACAGAGUCCGAUCUGCGACCAGCCGCAUUCUGGCGGCUUACAACAGCAACGGACUCGCCGUGUUUUUGAUCGCGAAUCUCUUGACGGGGCUGGUCAAUUUGAAUUUCAACACGCUCGACAUGCCUCCACUGGCGGCAAUGGGUCUGUUGAUGGGUUAUGCCGUGGUCGUUACCGGGGUCGCCAUGGGAUUGAACAAGAGCGGCGUGAAGAUCAAAGUAUGA